Molecule: messenger RNA, 1878 nt
Organism: Osmerus eperlanus (European smelt)
Lineage: Eukaryota; Metazoa; Chordata; Actinopteri; Osmeriformes; Osmeridae
Gene: dnttip1
Product: deoxynucleotidyltransferase terminal-interacting protein 1
Exons: 14
Coding region: 84-1013 (309 amino acids)
Cellular component (GO): nucleus
Molecular function (GO): nucleosome binding; DNA binding
Source: RefSeq, a predicted model, not a curated record
AACUACACAGGUUUUCCUACACCGUGUACAGUACUCACUGCACUAGUAAACAAUUUUCCUAUAACAGUCUCAGUCCACAACAAAUGGGUGCCCAUCGAAGUGAGGGACGCAGGGACUGGCUCCAGCAAGAUGCUGUUGAACAGCCGAUACAAGCAAUGAAUCCUUGGAAUAUCAUGAUCAAACACAGACAGGUUCAUCGAAGGGGGAGGCGAUCUCAGAUGACUGUAAGUUACACAGAUCCUGUCAUAUCUAUGGACUUGCUGAGAACAGUGUUACAGCCCAGCUUUAAUGAGGAUAUCAUGGCAGUCUUCAGGAAAUACAUGAGGUUCUUUGAGAAAGCAGCCAGCAACAUAAAAGAGAAUGUCGGAGAGGACGUGCAGACGGAUCAUCUGAUAAAAGAAGCCUGUCGUAAUUGUCUGGAAAAUGCCAAGCAUCUUUUCUCAGAUGGGGAGAAGCCAGCUGCAAAACCUGGUCUGGAGCCCUCAGUUAAACGUCCACGACCGAUAGAGGAUGACUCCAGUCAGAGGGGCAGCCCUGUUCUAAAAAAGAGGAAAGGACGUCCAAAUGCACCCACAGUUUCUUAUGACAGACCUGCCACAUUUAGUAACGCGCCUAAACCUAAGACCUCAGAGCCAAUAAAGCGUGACGGACCAAAGUGGGACCCCUCAAGACUGAACGAUGGCAGCACAUUUGUUCUUGGGUCACGGGCUAAUAAGGCUCUAGGAAUGGGUGGCACCAGGGGGAGAAUCUACAUUAAACAUGCUGAUCUCUUCAAGUAUGCUGCCGAUGCCCAGGACAAACACUGGCUAGCAGAGAGGCAGCACAUGCGAGCCACAGGGGGAAAGAUGGCCUACCUCCUUAUUGAAGACGAUGUUCAAGACCUGUCUCGGAGUGACGACUACAAAGACGGUCCUGACCUGAAAAUGGAUGAGCUGAAGCCUUUUACAGUACCAGGGUGGAUGAUCGAGAAGAUGCAGAAGGCCAUGGACGCCCAGAGGUCAGAGAAGGAAUAGAUCCAAAGAGAACCAAACUGAAACUGGAUCAUAUUAAGUCACAAAGAGGAACAGCAUUGUCCAGUCUUAUUUGUAGGUAGUGCUUUGGAUACUGUGGUGGAUUGUAUACAGCCAGUGAUCAGAGCCAUAAUGUGCACAUUGUCGUCCUUCACCUCAUACUAACAGACCACGGUACUGCAGCAGCAACAGAGGGUGCUAUAGGCCCUUUGUCAUUUGUAAAAUGUUGUGCCAAUUCCUCAGUCUGCAUAAUGUUUAAGGGAGUACCCCAGUAAUAAUGCUGACACGUUUUACUGUUUUAAUUCCAUCUCUUUUAUUUUGCUUUUUUAUUUAAUUUUUAAGUCCACUUAAAAUGUUCUUUGCAGUCUAGCAGUCUUGUAGUAGCCUACAUCUGUCUAAACAAUAUAAGGUGCUUAUUAUUUGCAGUGACUUAAAACUCCAAAAUGGAAUGUAUCAAAUUUGGAACUUUAUUUGUAUUGGCUAUGUUCAAAAGACGGUUGUGGGAUUGUAUUAUGUUGAGUUUGUGUGCCAGAUCAGAGAAUUGAUCAAGAAUAUUAAAGUUAUUCUAUUGUUUACAGAAAUAGAAUGUAAUCACAUUUGUCUGGCAUGGAAGUGUGUCCCUAGCCCCUUGAGUGUAAAACCAUUUUUGUCAUUGAUGUGGUGUUUUUUGUAAUAACUUUUUUUCUCCAGGGCUUGAUAUGAUAAAUGAUCUGUACAUGGAUAAAUGAUUUGUAAUUUAAUCACCUGUAGCUAUAUGAAUUGUAUUUUUCUACAUUUAUGCUACUGUUUUUAGAGAGCAAAUAUGGCAAAUAAUGGUUGAACGCUGGCAACCACUAGUAGAAAACAAUUAAAGACUCCUUUAAAUUUG